This is a messenger RNA of Diorhabda sublineata, 443 nucleotides long. RefSeq names its product lysozyme C, milk isozyme-like. NCBI's taxonomy places the organism in Eukaryota, Metazoa, Arthropoda, Insecta, Coleoptera, Chrysomelidae. The record is from RefSeq and is a predicted model, not a curated record. The coding region runs from base 12 to 443 and encodes 143 amino acids. The transcript has 2 exons.
GAAUACUCGUAAUGAUUUUUUACAAAUUCUAUCUCAUUUUUAUUUUGAAUAUAUCUUUUGUAUAUUGUCGUAUUUACGAUAAAUGCACAUUGGCUAAAGAAUUACUAAACAAGUACCAGUUUCCAAAAGACCAAAUAUCUACAUGGAUUUGCAUUGUGGAGCACGAGUCUAAUUAUAAUACAGCAGCAGAAAAUACAGCAUCGCAUGACAAUGGACUUUUCCAGAUUUCUCAAAUAUACUGGUGUGACCAAGCCCCAAACAAGGGAUGCAAUAAACCCUGCUCUAGCUUCAGGGAUGACAAUAUUGACGACGAUGUAAGUUGCGUCAAGACUAUUUUCGGAGACUUCCAAAAAAGGGAAGGAAACGGCUUCAAGGCUUGGACCACCUAUGAUGCAUAUUGUAAUAAAGAUACCAACGAUUACAUCAGCAAUUGUGGAUUGUAA